AUGUCGGCGCUUUAUACAUUAACUAACCCAGUUUUUCGCUCGUUUUUAUUCUAUGCCGUGGCAUCAGUUCUCAAGAUGAUGGCCAUGUCAUUACUAACCAGUCGGCAGCGAUUCCGAAAAGGUGCUUUUGCUAAUCCCGAAGAUAUUCGUCCAAGUAAAGGCAAGAAGAUCGAGCCAACGUUUUCCGAUCCCGAUGUUGAACGUGUUCGCCGUAAUCAUCUGAACGAUAUCGAAAACAUUGUUCCAUUUGUUCUUAUUGGAUUCUGCUAUAUUGCCUGUAAUCCAGCUAUCAGCACAGCAUUGUGGCAUUUUCGAGUGUUUUUCUUCUCGCGACUUUUUCACACAUUUGCCUAUCAGAUCCCAUUCCCACAGCCAAGUCGAGCUUUGGGUUUCAUGGUCGGACUUGUUGCCACAUUAUCAAUGGCCGUACAGAUCCUACUUCAAGUUUAUUAG
This is a messenger RNA of Adineta ricciae, 453 nucleotides long. Lineage: Eukaryota; Metazoa; Rotifera; Eurotatoria; Adinetida; Adinetidae. The record is from the annotation of a GenBank genome assembly.